Messenger RNA from Cladophialophora psammophila CBS 110553, 297 nucleotides. RefSeq lists its product as uncharacterized. The coding region runs from base 1 to 297 and encodes 98 amino acids. The record is from RefSeq and is a predicted model, not a curated record. Lineage: Eukaryota; Fungi; Ascomycota; Eurotiomycetes; Chaetothyriales; Herpotrichiellaceae. The transcript is spliced from 3 exons.
AUGAAAGGUGUUUGGCGCGAUGGUAUGUCUGCCGAGUUCACCAAAGUCGCCCUAGAAAACUGCGUGCCCCUUGACGAAGUCAGGCUAUGCCAGGACCUGGGCUAUGGCGCUCAGGAUCUGGUAUAUAUGAGCCACCUCCUCGCGCCUUUCGGCGGCCCCCGAGACAUCAGGCUUGAGCCGGUCGCCAUUGCCAUGGGCGCCAGGGUCAUUGCCAAAGGAUGGCCCACUGCCAGCGUCGAUGCGGUCAAGAUUACGCGAGACGAGGAGAAAGAUGCCCUGUUUUCCCAGGCGAACUAA